GAAAUGAAUGUGCUGACUGCUGACUCCUUUGACCCGCUGCAAGUGGGCUCCAGUUGUCGUCGGAGAAAAAAUGUACUCCCGGCUCAUUUUUCACCUAUAAAAUACGGCCCACCAAACACACCCUUCUUUCAUUUUUCACCAUCGUCAGCCUGCCGAUCUCUCUCCUCUCCCUCCUUUCCAUUGGCUUCCUGCUCUGUGAAGAAUAUUAUACACACACCUCCCAAUCUCCGAUCCCCAGGAUGUGCCCGACGACCGGCCUCUUUCGCCUCGGCGAAACCUCUAAUAAGCCCUCCACCUUGCGCUCCGCAUUCCAAGUGCUCGACGUCGACCACGACGGCAAGAUCAGCCGCCGCGACCUCCUAACCUUCUACGCCGACUUCUCCGUCGCCGGUCCGUCGUCGGAAGACGACCUUGUUGGAGCCAUGAUCUCCGUCGCGGAUCUGAACAAGGACGGAUUCGUGGAGUACGAGGAAUUCGAGAGGGUGGUGGCCGGCAGCCCUCAGGUGAAGAAUGAGGUGAUGGAGGAGGUUUUCAAAGCGAUGGAUAGAGAUGGUGACGGCCAGGUUGGGCUCCAGGACCUUAAGACUUACCUCAAUUUCGCCGGCCUUCCCGCCGACGAUGAAGACCUCAAGGCCAUGAUCAAGUUGGGCGGUGGCGAUGAUAACCGCGGCGGCGGCGGCGGUGUGACCUUCCAAGGUUUUUGCAACAUUUUGGCUCUCAGUGGCUGUUGAUGAUGGCGACAAUUAAAUAAGCUCUUAAAUUUUGUUCAUGUUGUUUUACUACUUUUCUCUUUGUUUUUUCUUAUUUUUAUUAAUAUUAACCAUUUAUGGUAAAAUAAUACAAUCAUGUCACAUUUUGUUUUAUGAAGUGAGAAAUUAAUUUAAGUAAAAUUUGCACGAUUUU
This is a messenger RNA of Cuscuta campestris, 903 nucleotides long. NCBI's taxonomy places the organism in Eukaryota, Viridiplantae, Streptophyta, Magnoliopsida, Solanales, Convolvulaceae. The record is from the annotation of a GenBank genome assembly.